CGGCCCAUAUUUUUGAGCUGUGAGCCCAACUGUUAGUCUUUUCCCUCUUCAGCACGGAAAAAAAAGAAGUGUUCUUGUCUACUGGUUCAUUUUGCAUGUCAGUGGAAAAACCCAGUUCAGAGCUAACGAAACAGGUCACCAAAAAGAAGAGCAAUGAACAGGUUGAUCACGAGAAAGGUUGUUGAAAAUGCUUACAGGUUGAGAGCUCCACAAAUGAGUUUCUGUACAGACGCAGGUGCUAAAUUAUCCGGUUCCAAUUCUGGCGAGGAGCAUCCGAAGACGGAGGGUGUUUCAAAUAAAAUUCAAGAACAUGAUAUUGCCAUUGUUGGAGGGGGAAUGGUUGGGUUGGCCCUUGCUUGUUCCUUGGCAAGGAUGCCGUUGACGAAGCAUUUGAAUGUUGCCAUUAUUGAUAGCAACCCUGCAUUGCUGAGUGGAGUCCGCAUCAAGAAAGAGGACCCUCCUGAUCCAAGGGUCAGUACAGUUACACCUGCAGCUAUGUCAUUCUUCAAAGCGAUUGGUGCUUGGAAAUAUGUUGAGCAGCAUCGACAUGCAUACUUUGAUAAGAUGCAGGUAUGGGACUAUACUGGCUUAGGAUAUACAAAGUACAAUGCCCGAGAUGCAGAUAAAGAAUUUCUAGGCUGUGUGGUGGAAAAUAAAGUGCUACAGAGUUCCUUGUUGUCAUGUAUACAAGAGAGUACAGAUUUCCACAAGACUAUCUACCCAUCCAGACUAACGACUUUACAUCGAAACUCUUCAUCCAUGGGGAUGGGAAGCACAUCAUCUGCAUCGCCAACAAAUGAGUGGAGGAAUCCAGUGAAGCUAGAUCUAACUGAUGGCAGCAGCCUACGUGCAAAGUUGGUGGUUGGGGCUGAUGGGGCCAAGUCAAAUGUUAGAGAGUUGGCAGGAUUUACAACUACCGGAUGGAAUUACUCACAGAAUGCAGUCAUCUGUACAGUAGAACAUGGUAUCGAAAAUCAAUGUGCAUGGCAACGAUUUCUACCUUCUGGACCAAUUGCCUUAUUGCCUGUAGGUGAUAACUUUAGUAAUAUUGUCUGGACUAUGAACCCCAAAGAGGCAACUGACCGCAAAGUAAUGCUUGAGAGCGAAUUUUUGAAAGAUGUAAAUUACGCUCUGGAUUAUGGAUUUGGCCCUCACCCUAAAUCGACUACAAUUGGAAAUGGAGGCAUUUUUUCUUGGCUUAAACCGGAUGUGACAUUAUCUGCUACUGAGUGCUUUGAGGUUCCACCAAAAGUGAUGAAGUUGGCAUCCGAAAGGAUGGUGUUUCCAUUGUCUCUGCGUCAUGCCAAUGACUAUGCAUCAAAGAAUGUGGUUCUUAUAGGUGAUGCAGCACAUACUGUUCACCCUUUGGCUGGUCAAGGAGUUAACAUGGGUUUUGGAGACGCUCUUGCUCUUUCAAAAGUCAUUGCUGAGGGAAUUGCUGUAGGAACUGAUAUUGGGGAGGUGUCACUGUUAAAGAAAUUUGAAGCAGAGAGGAAGCUAGAAAACAUUGCAAUGAUGGCAAUCUUGGAUGGGAUUCAAAAGGCUUAUUCAGUUGAUUUUGGGCCUCUUAACGUACUGCGUGCUGCGGCAUUUCAUGGAGCAAACUACAUUUCUCCUCUCAAAAAGAGCAUCAUUUCAUAUGCCUCCGGUGAGCAGAGAUUGCCUGUUUUCUCUUGAGAGAUACAGUGUAAUUAUUCAAUACGAAAAAAAAACCUAAGCCAAAAAAAGAAGAAAGAAAGAAUAGGAAACGAGUUGAGUUAUUUGCAUGACUUGCAUAACAGUUGUUCUCUUGUUUAUGUUUUUCAACCAAAAAAGCAAACCCUUGAAUAAAAUAAAUUUGUCUUUCUCAAAGAGAACCCA
Humulus lupulus (European hop) is the source of this 1860-nucleotide messenger RNA. RefSeq lists its product as uncharacterized. Bases 154 to 1677 code for a protein of 507 amino acids. The record is from RefSeq and is a predicted model, not a curated record. Gene Ontology annotation, biological process: carotene biosynthetic process; ubiquinone biosynthetic process; xanthophyll biosynthetic process. Gene Ontology annotation, molecular function: oxidoreductase activity, acting on paired donors, with incorporation or reduction of molecular oxygen, NAD(P)H as one donor, and incorporation of one atom of oxygen; FAD binding; 2-octaprenyl-6-methoxyphenol hydroxylase activity. Lineage: Eukaryota; Viridiplantae; Streptophyta; Magnoliopsida; Rosales; Cannabaceae. The transcript has 10 exons. Gene Ontology annotation, cellular component: mitochondrion.